CCGGGAGGGACAUUUUUAGGCGACGCACCCGGUGAGUUCCUCCUUCCGGCGUCGUUGCCUGCUUUCCACUGAGUGAGAAUAAUUUUGAAACGGAGUGCUGCAGACUCUGAGCAAUCAGAACCAAGCCAGUGCUUCUGCUGUUCUCCACGGAGGGAGGGAUGCUGGCGGACGGAUCCCCGCGGCACGGCUUUGACGAGCAAGACCCGUUGCUGCAAAAACUUCAGUCUUUCUGGGCAAUGAAAGACAUGGAGAAGCUCCGGGAGGAGACACGAGUGGGCGUGGAGGCCCUCAAAGACCCCCUGGCGUGGCUCUUGGACGUGCUCGAGGCCCCCGGCGAUGGGAAAGGGAGAGGGAAAGGCCACAGCUUGGCAUCCCAUGUGGUCCACGAAGUGCAGCUCUGGACCAAGAAGUACCCUGCGGAGCAGCCGUCUGGCUUGAAGUUAAAAAGGCUCCAGGCCCGCAUCUUUCCCACACUUGCUCGGUGCCACACAAACCUGCUGGGCCCGCUGAUCAGCAUCUAUCAGCUCCACGCUGCCGAGCACCACCACCUGCUGGGCCACGUUGACUACCUCUACCACCAGGGCAAAUUCAAAGAGGCUGCCAUUUUAAGCAUAAAGCUGAACCUGCAGCCAGAACAAGAGUUUGAGAAGAUGUGCGUCCCGUUGCUGCUUAAAGAUAAAACAGACCUCGUGGAAGCCUACGUGGAAGGCCACCCUGACCUGCAGCGGCAGCUCUUGCAGCUCUUGGACUCGUGGUUUGAUCCCAGCUUCCAGAUCCAGAACAUCACAAGGCAGUAUCAGGGAGUGAGGCCGGAGAAGAUCAACUAUCGAACGUUGAAUAAAAUGGUCUUCCGAUUCCUGGAAAAAUACAAGCUAGACCCAGCUCUUUGCCCGAAUGUGAUCAACCAGCGGCACCUGGGCACGCUGAAGUACCUGCUGCACAAGAGAUUUGUGGAGAAAACCAUGACACAGGAAAACUGGGCUGACCACGUCCAGAGCACUGUCCAGGGCAGCCAGUGGCUGCAAGAACAGCUGGUCCAUCUGCUGGUCCGUUACUGCGGCCUGGAGGCUGCUGCCACGUGGGCGCUGCGCUACGACCUCCCCGCGGACAAGCUCCCUUAUGGCACGGGCGAAGCGAUGGAGACGCUCCGGACACAGGAGAGACGGGAAGGUGCUCCAGACCUGACCGCGUGUGACAGUAAGGACAGGAAGGAGUCGUAUUACCAGCUCCCCAUCCCCAGGGAUGCCAUCCUUUUCUUAUCGACAUGGAAGGAGGUACAGAAAUGCCAGGAGCACUUGCUACAGCCCGGCCAGGUGGUUGGGAUCGACAUGGAGUGGCGGCCGUCCUUUGGCGCCGUGGGGGGGAAGCCUCGCGUCUCCGUCGUCCAGCUGGCUGUCUGGGGCCGUGUGUUCCUCCUGGACAUGCUGCAGCUCCUCAAGCCAGGAGGGACGGAGGACGAGGCGGCCCUCGCUAGCUUCUUCCUGGCCCUCUUUGCUCACCCGGCAAUCACUAAGCUCGGCUACGGGAUGUCAGGGGACCUCCGUAACCUCGCGGUCACCUCUGCUGCUUUCAGAGAUGUGGACAAGCAGCUGUGUGGCUUCCUGGACCUUCUGAUUGUACAUAAACAGCUUCCCAAAUGCUCCGGCGAGGCCAGGAAGGGCGGAUGCCGGCAGGUGGAUGCUUUACAGCCGCAGGGCGGUGCGCAGGGGAGCCGGCUGCCGGAGAAGGGGCUGAGUCUGCUGGUGCAGGACGUCCUGGGCAAGCCCCUGGAUAAGAUGGAGCAGCUGUCCAACUGGGAGAAGCGGCCCCUCCGAGAGGAGCAGGUCCUUUACGCAGCAUCUGACGCUUACUGCUUGUUAGAGGUUUACACGAAAUUGCUGGAGAAUCCGGCAGCCCUCAGCCUGACUUUGGACCUCCUGGCAGCUCCACCAAGGAGAGCAAAGGCCGGGGAAGCCAAGGCCAAGAAGCUGCCCCUCCAGCCAACGGCGCUCUCUCCUCACAAGGAGAACUCCGUCCCAAGCCCGGAAGCAGCAGUGAGCCCUCUGGACACCGUCUCAGCUCAGGAUUUCCGUGUGGUCUGUGACAACAUGCUGCAAGGCCUGGGCCGGUACCUGCGCUGCCUCGGGGUGGACGUCCGGAUCCUGGACAAUGAUGAUGAGCACCGGAAGGCAGCCGAGAUUGCCAGGAAGGAACAGCGCCUUAUUUUAACCUCUGGGCUGCCAUAUCAGACGCUGCAGUCCCAGGUGGGAGAAGGACGGUGCUUCCUGGUGAACUGCUCGGAGAAGGCCCAGGAGCAGGCCCUGCGGGUGCUGAAGCACUUCAAUGUCCAGGUGACCCUGGCUGACGUCUUCAGCCGUUGCCAGGCCUGCAACUGCAACCAGUACCUGAAGAUCUCCAAAGAGAAGAUGGUGGAGCUGAUGAAGCACAGGGGCUGUUUGACAGGCGAAGGUGCUGCGGCAGGCAAACUGACCGACGAUCCCCUCGCAAACACUGAACUGCAGCCCAUCGAACUCGCCUCCCGGCGGCCCAUUUACAAUCUGAACUGCCAGUGGCUAGAUGAGUCGAGCCUGGACUCCGAGUUGGCGCUGCUGCCCCUGAGGAUCGAGGCCAUCCCUGUGGGGAUGCUGUCCAGGCAGGACGUGGCCGACUUCUACUGCUGCAGCCAGUGCGGCAAGGUCUUCUGGGAAGGGUCCCACUUUGGGCGCGUCGUCUCCCAGUUCCAGGAGGUGCUGGACCUCUCGGAAGAAGAAAGCCAGCGCUUCUACGAGCAGAUCUGAGCCUGGCGCCAGGACAGGCUGGAAGGGCUCUUCGCAAACAGUGGCCACUGGGGACUUGGCUUCAUGUCCAUGUUAAUACAUAGAAAUGGGGGAAGGCAGA
Messenger RNA from Elgaria multicarinata webbii, 2877 nucleotides. It is a transcript of the gene EXD3, whose product is annotated as exonuclease 3'-5' domain containing 3. The record is from RefSeq and is a predicted model, not a curated record. Lineage: Eukaryota; Metazoa; Chordata; Lepidosauria; Squamata; Anguidae. Gene Ontology annotation, biological process: nucleobase-containing compound metabolic process. The transcript has 22 exons. The coding region runs from base 159 to 2777 and encodes 872 amino acids. Gene Ontology annotation, molecular function: 3'-5' exonuclease activity; nucleic acid binding.